Molecule: messenger RNA, 1302 nt
Organism: Brassica rapa (field mustard)
Lineage: Eukaryota; Viridiplantae; Streptophyta; Magnoliopsida; Brassicales; Brassicaceae
Source: RefSeq, a predicted model, not a curated record
CAAACCGGACUGUGAGGGGUUGUUGUUGUGUCUCAUCGCACAGUAGAGAAGACGUGUAAACCAAACGAACCAUCGAAGGUUUCGUGGGGGAGAAGAAGAUGAAGUCGGUGGUUGCUCAUUUCUCAACGCCUUUAAUCACAGGAGCUAGAUUCUUCUCUCCUACAUGUCUUAUCCAUCCAAAAUCGAUCUCCACCGUUCGCCGUAGAAAGUUCUCAUCCUCUUUCACCGUGAUGGCCUCAGCAGCUCAGUCUUCUUCUCAGGCUGUAUCACCGGGGAGUGCUGAGACUGAUGUUUUCAAAUUGAUUCAAGCUCAUGAGGCGAAGGCUGCUCGUCUUUCUCCUGUUGAAGAAAUACGAACUGUGCUUAACGGUAGUGUUUGUGGUAUGCUCUCCACUUUUUCUCAGAAGUAUGAGGGUUAUCCUUCAGGAUCCAUGGUUGAUUUUGCAUGUGAUGCUGAUGGUUCUCCGAUUCUAGCAGUCAGUAGCUUGGCUGUCCAUACAAAGGAUCUAUUAGCUAAUCCAAAAUGCUCACUACUGGUUGCAAGAGACCCGGAGGACAGGACCGGUUUGAGGAUCACCCUACAUGGUGAUGCAGUGUUGGUUUCAGACAAAGAUCAAGCGGCUGUUCGAUCUGCCUAUUUAGCCAAGCAUCCCAAUGCUUUCUGGGUUGAUUUUGGAGACUUCAGCUUUAUGCGAAUUGAACCAAAAGUUGUCAGAUAUGUUUCAGGGGUUGCAACUGCUUUUCUAGGAUCUGGAGAAUUCAACAAAGAGGAGUACCAAGCAGCCAAAGUAGAUCCUAUAGCUCAGUUUGCAAAGCCUGUAACGUCACACAUGAACAAAGAUCAUGAAGAGGAUACCAUAGCCAUUGUACACCAUGCAACAUCCAUACCUGUGGAGAGCGCCUUGAUGCUUGAUUUGGACAGCCUUGGUUUCAAUGUUAAGGCUACUCUUCAAGGGAACACCUUCAAGCUCCGAGUUCCGUUCCCAAGACGCGCACAAGACAGAAAGGAUGUGAAGACACUGAUAGUGGAAAUGCUUCAAGCUGCCAAGUCUGUUUCCAAUUAGUUUUUGCUGAAACAAAGAAGUAUAAGCUUUCUGCAGCUACUACUAGUACAAAGAAGGCUUUCUUUCUUCUUUACACACUCUUUCAUCUUGUUAUGAACAACUCUUCAGUCUUGUAAAUAUCUUAAGAAGACUAGAACAAAACUUGAUACAUGAAAAAGGUUUAUAAUUGUAGAUUUGUGAAGUUUGUAUUAGAUGGAACUCAUGUAUGAUUUUCAAUUCAGCAUAUGCUUAUGGUACC